Molecule: messenger RNA, 2536 nt
Organism: Erinaceus europaeus (western European hedgehog)
Lineage: Eukaryota; Metazoa; Chordata; Mammalia; Eulipotyphla; Erinaceidae
Product: basic proline-rich protein-like
Exons: 2
Coding region: 134-817 (227 amino acids)
Source: RefSeq, a predicted model, not a curated record
GGCUCCUGGGCGCUCCUGCAAAGUUCCUAACUUAGUCGACAUGACGCGCUGCGCAGCCAAUGGGAGGCGGAGCUGGCGUUUUGGGGGGGCGGGAGGUGGGUCCCGCGGCUCGGGUGUCUGUCCGGCUCAGUGAAUGGAGAGAGCGAGCCCCGGCCAGCUCGCCCGCCCCGCGUCCCGGCCGCCGCCGCGCAACCAAGCCCAGCCCCGCGCCCCGCGCCCCGCGCCCCGCGGCCCCCGCCACCCGCCCCAGCCCCCGCGCCGGGCCGCAGCCCACGGGGCCCGGGGACGCCCCGGCGAUGCGCAGCCGGGCAGCGUCCGCCCCGCGCAUGGAGCUGCCGCCGCCCCCGCCGCCGCCUGGCGCGCCCCGCUCCGCCCGCGCCCUGAGCGCCUGAGCGCCCGGCCCGCCCCCCGCCGCCCUCCGCGCCCGCCAGCCCGCCAGUCCGCCCGGCGCCCGCCCGCCGCCCGCGCCCGCCCGGCCCGCCGCCUCCCCGGCCGGGCCCGCACCAUGGCCCCCGCGCGCCCCGGGGUCGGCGCCGCCCUGCGCGCCCGCCUGGCGCUGGCCCUGGCCCUGGCGAGCGUCCUGAGCGGGCCCCCGGCCGCCGCCUGCCCAGCCAAGUGUACCUGCUCCGCCGCCAGCGUGGACUGCCACGGGCUGGGCCUCCGGGCGGUGCCCCGGGGCGUCCCCCGCAACGCCGAGCGCCUAUGUGUCCUGCAGAGCACUGCUGAAUCCAAAAGGUCGCUGGGAGCCCGUGCGACCCUUUGCACUCAAGUUCACACACAACCUUUUCCCCCCAGACUCCUUGCCAGUGAUGGUUGAAAGUCACAGAAAGACGUGUGGGGAAGGAGGCGGGAGGACGGGAGAACUCGCCCUCCUGCCCAGCGUUUGGAGAGGGGCCGACUCAGCUGGGCUCACGAUCCUCCAGGUGCUGGCCGGGUGCCCCAAGGCGAGCUCAUUCUUCUCGUAGGCUGUCAGCAUCACUAUACACUCAAGAUAAUGAAUCUUGACGCCCAGAUCCUCAGACUCGGACGCACCGUGCAAUCACCGAGGGAUUUGUAAAAAUUUCCCAAGCCCGGGUCCCGUCUCCAGAGAUUCUGAUGUAAUGAUUUGGGGGUGUUCCCAGGAGCUUGCCAUUUCCCAGCACCCCCCUCCCCAGGUGUUUCUGAUAUGCAGCAACAUUUGAGAAACUGACCUGAAGGAAUUCUUGGAGUCAUAGAGGAGAUUACGUAAGUUAUGUGAGACAUGCGGCACUGCACAGGCAAUGCUAAGCUAACAGUCGCUCUCCUUGCUUAUGGGGGGAGCCACCUGGCUCGCUCUGGCUUCCAGCACACCUGGCUUUGUUUGGGGUAGUCAUAGCAGUCACCAGCGUGACCCUGCUUACUUCGCCAUGCUGGGGUGGAGGUCCACCCCACAGGGCCUGGGAGAUUUGCAUUUACAGAGGUGUGCGUUUACCUUCACACCCGUGGGAUGGUUCCAGGCAGUCCAGCAGCGCGUCCUGAGAGACCCUUGUCAGAGCAGAUGCUUCUGUGUUGAGAUGGAUCGAUUUGCGGUUGACUGCCACGGCAAUAGCAGGCCUGAGCGAUGGCUUCCCAAGGGGGCAUGGGCCAGGACUCUCUGCAGGUCUGUGCUGGGUGACCCGAGCUCCGGCAAAGCACUUCACCUCGCUGGUCUGCUGUUUCCACUGAACUUGUUGCCGUCACCGUGGCUUCAACAGAAUCUACUGACUCAGUGUGUUGCUGUGACCAUUUAAAAGCAUGCCCAGAGAUCCUGUAGGAAGCAGGGUCAACUUAGGGACUUGUGCCUUUUUAAGUAAUUGAUUGAUUAAUUAACUAAUGCCCCCGGGGUUAUCUCAGGGGCUCAGUGCCUGUACUGUGAAUCCACUGCUCCCGGAGGCCAUCUUUUUUCCAUUGUUGGUGUUGUUGUUGCUGUUAUUAUUGUUGUUGUGUUGCUGCUGUUGUUGUUGUCAUGGAUAGGACAGAGAGAAAUCACGAGAGGAGGGAAGACAGAGAGAAAGACACUUGCAGACCUGCUUCACCUCUGCAGGUGGGGAGCCGGGGGGCUCGAACCAGGAUCCUUUCUCCAGGCCUCGAGUUAAAAAAAAAGAAAAGAAGAAAAUAAUAGUAAAGUAAGGCAUUUUUGGUGGUGUGUAUGGACGUCCAGGGUGCAGCUCCACUGCAGCGCAUGGAAUGGCAGGGAGUGAGCCGGAGCCUCUGGGGUCUCGUGCGUACACGCAAGUCCCGUGCUCUGAUGCUACGCGAUAUCCCCCAGCCUGUGGCCUUGCCACUCUUAGACGUGGCAAGUAGUGGCACUGAUUCUCCCAUCUGCCUCCCACCUGCCUCUCCCCAGUCCUUCCCAUCCAGACCUCUGACCCAGGGCCUCCCUGUGUCCAUGUGGGUAACACGGGGGCUGGGUGGUCUGUCACUGUGCGGACUGUCCUAUCCCUUUCAGUGUGGCCCCUGACUUCUCCCACCAGAUCCCAGGAGCACCCUUCCCUAAUCUGAUAAUCAGACCGUGUCCCCAGGCAUGGCUGAUGGUCCC